UAUAAAUUGCGGAGCUCCUUCCAGAGAGGAACAGUAAACACGCCACAACGACAGGAAACCCACAUGGAUUAAACCAACAGAAAGGACUGAAUAUUUCCUCCAACUUGCCGGAUUGUAACUUUUCUAGAGAAUCGAUCAGGUAAAAGUGGCAUGUGCACAUCUUCAGCUUGGAGAAAGUUUAUGCCCAAAAACAUUUCCACAUCAGAACCUCCUUUGAGAACCAGUCUAACUCUUGAGAAAACCUGAAUCUUCGCUCCACUCAAAGACAUGAAAAUGGGUGGCAUGAGAGCUGGAGACGUGAUGCCCUCCGGGACAGUGAAGUUCUUCGGAGCUGGCACGGCAGCCUGCAUUGCUGACCUUAUCACAUUUCCUUUAGACACUGCCAAAGUUAGACUGCAGAUCCAAGGAGAAGCUCAGAAAGCAGAAGGAUUCACUACAGUGAAGUACCGUGGUGUGUUUGGCACCAUCACUACCAUGGUGAGAACAGAAGGACCCAGGAGUUUGUACAACGGGCUGGUGGCAGGUCUCCAGAGACAGAUGAGUUUUGCCUCGGUCCGGAUCGGUCUCUAUGACUCCAUGAAGCAGUUCUACACACGAGGAACUGAAAAUGCUGGGAUUGUCACGCGCCUCAUGGCGGGCUGUACCACAGGCGCCAUGGCUGUGGCUUUUGCACAACCAACAGAUGUAGUGAAGGUGCGCUUCCAGGCCCAGGUACGACAGCUGGACGGUGAGAGGAGAUACAACGGCACCAUUGAUGCCUACAAGACAAUAGCCAGGGAUGAAGGCGUUCGUGGACUUUGGAGAGGCUGCAUGCCAAACAUCACCCGCAACGCCAUAGUAAACUGUGCAGAGCUGGUCACCUACGACACGAUCAAAGAACUCAUUCUCAAGUACGACUUGAUGACAGAUAACCUGCCGUGUCACUUCACUGCUGCUUUUGGUGCAGGUUUCUGCACCACCGUCGUGGCUUCUCCUGUGGAUGUGGUCAAAACCCGUUUCAUGAACUCUGGAAGUGGGCUUUACAGCAGUGCAGUCAACUGUGCUCUCACAAUGCUCAGAAACGAAGGACCUGCAGCUUUCUACAAAGGGUUUGUACCGUCUUUCCUGCGGCUGGGAUCCUGGAACAUUGUGAUGUUUGUAACGUAUGAACAAAUUAAAAGAGGAAUGACCAGAGCACAGCAGUACUGGGAGUCACCAUUUUGACAGCAUCUGGUUGGACUGGUUUAACUUCAUCAUCACAGAGGUACAAAGGCCAAAUCUACAGCACACAGCUCAAAGCUGGAAAAGGACACAUGUGAAGCAGAGACAGCUUUUUGUGGCAAUGGAGCCCAAUUUCUCAGGGGUGGAUGGAUCUCAGACUGCAAACAUGAGAGCAGAAGGAGCUUCAGUGCUGAUGCUCUCUAAAGACUUGUGGCAGGAGGAAACAAUACUUUUUUAGAUUCCUAUAGUGAAAGUCUUCUACAUCAGAUGGAUCUAAACUCCAAAUCUAAAACUUGAUCAACUGACUGAGUGAUGAAGAACUUUUAUGUUUACAAAAAGUGAUCUAAAGAUCAAUAGACUUUGUUUUAGUCUCACGACUAUAAUAGUUUCUGUUCCGUUGGUUGUUUACACUGUUUAUCAUUUUAUGCACACACUUCCUAUUGUGAAUGGUGAUUUAUUGCUGGCCAAUGAGUCAUGUGUAUGUUGCACAUUAAAGAAAUUGAACUUU
Molecule: messenger RNA, 1708 nt
Organism: Oryzias melastigma (Indian medaka)
Lineage: Eukaryota; Metazoa; Chordata; Actinopteri; Beloniformes; Adrianichthyidae
Product: mitochondrial uncoupling protein 2
Exons: 8
Coding region: 268-1203 (311 amino acids)
Biological process (GO): mitochondrial transport; adaptive thermogenesis; response to cold
Cellular component (GO): mitochondrial membrane
Molecular function (GO): oxidative phosphorylation uncoupler activity
Source: RefSeq, a predicted model, not a curated record